This is a messenger RNA of Pezoporus flaviventris, 2674 nucleotides long. Its product is annotated as leukotriene C4 synthase-like. Gene Ontology annotation, biological process: leukotriene biosynthetic process. NCBI's taxonomy places the organism in Eukaryota, Metazoa, Chordata, Aves, Psittaciformes, Psittacidae. Gene Ontology annotation, cellular component: membrane; nuclear envelope; endoplasmic reticulum. Gene Ontology annotation, molecular function: glutathione transferase activity; glutathione peroxidase activity; leukotriene-C4 synthase activity. The record is from RefSeq and is a predicted model, not a curated record. The transcript is spliced from 5 exons.
UUUUCCUGAGGCAAAUGUAAAUCUGCAAUGGAAAUGCUUUCUAAAGCCUGGGUUGUUUGCUGAAAUGGUGUGAGCACAAGUAGAUUGCCGGUGGCAUUUCCUCUCUGACUUUCAUCCCCAGAUGAAAUCUUUGGUCACCAAUAGAUUCUGUUAAGGUAAAUUGCUUUAUUUCUAUUUCAGUGUGUGUCUGUUAGCAGCAUGGAGGAUCUAAAGUCCCAUCAUACGAGUGUUUUGCAGAGAAAGGGAGCAGUUUUGCUAUUUAUAUGCAUGGCUUUUCUUACAGAAAGUGUACAGUUGUCUGUUUGAGUUAGGUUUUCAACAUGAUCGUUGAGGUGAUGAAGAGCCAAACCAGGAGAACAAACUUGCUGCAUCCCACAGGAGAAACUGGAGGCUUGGUCGCUGCUUGUCGGUAUUGUGCACGAAUUCUGUACUGAGGUUUUGGGUGGGGCUGUACACAGAGAAAGGCAAUGGCUCAACCAUGUCCCGUGCCCUCUCUUCACCAAAACUAAGGGAAAUGUUAGUUGUUAAUGACUGAUGCCUUCCUUCUCCUUUUUGGCUUUAAAAACUUCAAGGCCAGAAUAGCUUUACCCAUAUAAAGUUGCUCCAAAACACAGGGUAACUUUUGGAACUGAUGUGUAUUUUGCUUUUGUGGAGUGGGGAGAAAAGUUACUCAUGGCUCAAAUAUUGCUGGUUUUCAAGUUUUGCAUUUUACAGCUCUAAUAUCAGGCAGUGUUUCUGAGAGUCCACGUGUUUCAACAUCCUCCCCUGCCUUCCAUUUGGAACUGAGAAGUUUUAAUUUGUACGUUAGCCAGGAAAAGGUUUGCAUGGCAGAAUUGUAGCAACAUCAGAACACUACAGUAAGUGACUGAGUGCUAGGAAAGAACCAUACUUUUAGUUGGUACACUUACAUCAUUAAUAGGAUAAAACGUGAAUGCUCUUUUAAAAAGUCAGAAUCCAGUAACAGAAUUAAGCUGCUUCAGUUGGAAUCUAGAAAACCCUUCCAUGUGAUCAACUCCAUUACUUGGAAAAAGAGCAGAAGGUCAAGCCGUUAAUUUGUAAAUGCUUGUUAAUAGUUUUUACAACCUCACCCAUAAUGUAGAUGCUUUAGAGCUGAUGAAAACUAGCAGCAAAAGGGCUGAAAAAUACUCAGUUAUCUUUCCAUUGCCAGCACUGUAGAACUCAAUCACAGUACAAAGUCUGUAAAUAUAACUGGAAGGAUUUCUUGGUUUGUGCGUGCAGAACUUCUGCUGUUCUGUGGUUCAGCAAAAGGCUGGUCUGAAAUCACCAUUUCCUGGUGACUGUCUGCCUUGGGAAACUGUGAUGUGGAGAGAGUUAAGCUGUGGAGGUGGAAACACGUGUUGCUGCAGAGGAACACCAUGGGCCCAGUGCUGUCCUGCGGGGAGGGCUGGGGAGCAGCCAGACCCAUCACACCUGCCUAGGGUUUGGGCCACCAUCAGCAACAUGAGGCAUCAGAUGGACUUGCUGGCAACGAUCACAGUUUUGGGAGUCCUGUAGCAAACCUAUUUCGCACUGCAGGUGAUCCAUGCCCGGUGGCAGUACAGGAUCUCCCCUCCCAGGACAACAGGUCACCCUGAAUUUGAGCUGGUCUUCAGAGCUCAGGUGAAUUGCUCAGAGUACUUCCCAAUCUUCACCUGGCUCCUCUGGGUUGCUGGACUCUUCUUCCAUCAAGCUGUGGCUGCGGCGUGCGGGCUGCUCUGCCUCUACACCCACCUCAGGUACUUCCAGGGAUACGCUGCGGCUGCGCAGGGACGGUUGGACCCAUUGUAUGCCAGUGCCUGAGUGCUGUGGCUGCUGCUGGGGCUGGCGGUGCCCAGGCUCCUGGCACACUUCCUGCUCCCCUGCUGCUCCCCAUGGAUGGCAGUGCUGGUGUGGCCCCUCCAGCACCUCGGUGCCUGGUGAGAGGGGCCAUGGCUCUCCCAAACCCCCCCCUUGGUUCUUACCUUUGAAGGGAGGUGGAUGCUGGCACUGCUCUGCGUGUGGAGCUCCACUCUUCAGAGAGAAUAGCCCAUCUAGAAAGCAAAGGAUGUCCAGCUUCUGCUCCUGAUGAUGAGCUUCACUGCCAGGUUUUGUAGCACUGUGCUGUCUAACCUCCAAUACCUUUGGCUGUGCCCCACAGAGCAUGGGUUAACCUGUAACCUCACUCACUGUUGUCACUCCUCCUUACUGCUGUACUGAUGGAUGGUGAAGGAUCACACCACGGAUAUGCAGAAAAAUAAGUCCCUUUUCUCAGUAGAAAUCCCCUGUGAUUUCCAAAGGCGGCUGGGGACUGAGCAGUGCUUUGGGAGUAUCAGCUAUUGAUGAGUGCUGAGGAAUAGCUUUAUUUAAAGUUUAGGGGCUACAUCUGGUCCCUGGUCCCCAGGGAUACCUACCAGGCCCCUGGAGGACAGAGCCAGAGCAGGGCAGGUGCCUCGCUGCCACAAGUGACUGUCACUGCCGCACCAAAGCUUUAAACUUAGCUUUUAUUACAGUGCACAUUAUUUUAUAUAUUUAUAUAGAGAUGUACUUGAAAAAUCAAAUGUAUCCAAUAAUAAAAAAUACAGCACAUGAAAGUAGUAUAAUGCAUUCCAGUGUAUAGCUGAAGAGACAGCGGGAUUUACACUAAUCCCUACUAGUUUUGAACUGGGCUACCUCUGCUUUAUUUUCUCCCCCCCCC